Molecule: messenger RNA, 472 nt
Organism: Periophthalmus magnuspinnatus
Lineage: Eukaryota; Metazoa; Chordata; Actinopteri; Gobiiformes; Gobiidae
Exons: 4
Coding region: 1-471 (156 amino acids)
Cellular component (GO): nucleosome
Molecular function (GO): structural constituent of chromatin; protein heterodimerization activity; DNA binding
Source: RefSeq, a predicted model, not a curated record
AUGGCAAAACAUAAGCAGACCUACCAUAAGAGGAAAACUCGUACACCACUCCUACAGAAACAAACCAAGACCAGGGACCUGCCCUCAACCUCCAGAGGGUGGCGCUCUGCAGAACUAGUCCAACCAGAGCCCCAGGUGAAAGCCACAAAGACCAACCCCAAAAAGCGGCGGUUUCGUCCUGGGACCAAAGCCCUGAUGGAGAUCCGCAAACAGCAGAAGUCCUCUGAGCUGCUCAUCAAGAAGAGGCCAUUCUCCCGCCUGGUCCGUGAGAUUAGUCAGCAGAAUUUCCUCACCUGUUACAGAUGGGAGGCCACUGCUCUGUUGGCCCUACAAGAGGCUGUGGAGUACUUUCUGUGCAUCAUGUUCUCAGAUGCCAACUCCUGUGCCAUCCACGCCAAAAGAACAACACUGCUUCAGAGAGACAUACGCAUGGUGCUGAAGAUAGACAAGACCAGCAUUGACCACCACUAAG